Soboliphyme baturini is the source of this 705-nucleotide messenger RNA. Lineage: Eukaryota; Metazoa; Nematoda; Enoplea; Dioctophymatida; Soboliphymatidae. The record is from the annotation of a GenBank genome assembly.
AUGGCAUUCGGCUACCCGGGAUUUGAUAACCUGCGCACGUUCGAGGACUUUGUAGUCUCCUACGACAGCCGAACUAGAACUGCACAUUGGGUAAUGGAACAUCUGACUCCUGAUCGUAUGGUAUACAGCAAAGAAGUUGAUCGCAAACAGUGCGUUUUUUCUGAAGACCAGUCGAUACAUCCGUUCUUCAGAUCCACUAAUGACGAUUAUAAAAAUAGUGGCUUCGAUCGAGGGCAUCUGGCUCCAGCCGGUAAUCACAGGACGUCACAAAACGCCAUAAGGCAAACAUUUCUUCUCAGCAACAUGUCACCUCAGGUUGGCAAAAUGUUCAAUCGAGGUAAAUGGAAUGAACUGGAAAAAUAUGUUCGCAGUUUGGCGCGAAGGAAUCGCAACGUGUACAUCUGUACGGGUCCCUUAUAUUUGCCGAGGAAAGAAGCUGAUAAUCGGAUGUACGUAAAGUACCAGGUGAUCGGUCAAAAUCACGUCGCAGUGCCCACCCACUUUUUCAAGGUGAUCCUAAUUCAGAACAUGAGUGGCGACUGGUUUCUCGAUUCAUACGUCUUGCCUAAUGAACGCAUCGAUGACCGUGUGGAUCUGAAAUCCUUUCGUGUCUCACUGGAAAGCAUAGAGAGGGCUGCUGGAUUUCUGAUUUUCGAAAAAAUCCGUGAGCGAAACGUUAAACUGAUAGAACCGAAAAUCAAGUAG